UCCGGACGGAAUAUUUGAAUAAGGCGGUUGUAAAAAGUGUCGGGUCCAUCUCGGCAUCCCCUCGAAAGUUUGGUACGAGGAGCUUGAAACUGAAGCACUCGAAUUUGUGGAAUGAAAAUUUUCCUUCUUCAUUAGUAAUUCCUUCCGUUCAUUUGAAAUCUGUUUCGCACGAUCUUGGAUUUCCUCGAAACUGAAGUGCUUAAUUUCUUCGGUUUCCCUUCUCUGCAUACUGUAGUUUCGAGGGUUUCUGUUGAUUCUGGAAGUCGAGGCAAUCGAACGGAGUUAAACAUGCAGGUCAUGAUAAGUGAUGAUUCAAAUGAUUUAUCGGCUGGAAGUGAACCGGAUUAUAUGGAAUAUGAAGAAGAUGAAAUUCACUUCAAUAACUUAUUUGUGGCCGCCACUUGUGCCAUAUACAUGUAUCAUCAGAAGUACAUAUGUAAGGUUCCAUCCAUGCCAUUAAAAGAUACCGGAGAGUUGUGGGUUCAAAACGUGCUUAAUGGCAAUCCAUGUCUAUGCCUUGAGGCCUUCAGAAUGCCGAAGGAAGUCUUCCUCGAUCUUCUAGGAGAACUGGGAUCCAAGUAUGGUUUAAGCGGCUCUAGAAGCACUUCAAUCAAAGAGGUACUUGCCAUGACUUUAUCUGUUCUUGGACGGAAUGAAUCCAACAGAACUGUCUGCAAACGAUUCCAACAUUCAGGGGAGACUGUUAGUAGAUAUUUCAACGAGGGCCUUUCAGCACUUGUUCGUAUGUCUGUGGAUAUAAUCUCUCCCAUUGAUUUUGUACCGGAGAAUGCAAGGGAUGCGAAGUGUCUGCCAUACUUCAAGGAUUGUAUUGGUGUAAUAGAUAUUACUCAUGUCAAAGCUCGUGUUCCUGUUAAUAAUCAAAUUGUUUACACUGGGAAGAAAGAGAGUCGUUUUGGCUAUUUGUGA
Messenger RNA from Phalaenopsis equestris, 927 nucleotides. RefSeq lists its product as uncharacterized. The record is from RefSeq and is a predicted model, not a curated record. The transcript is spliced from 3 exons. Bases 289 to 927 code for a protein of 212 amino acids. NCBI's taxonomy places the organism in Eukaryota, Viridiplantae, Streptophyta, Magnoliopsida, Asparagales, Orchidaceae.